UCUCUCUCUCUCUCUCUCUCUCUCUCUCUCUCUCUCUCUCUCUCUCCGCUCCGGUCAAGUUUUUUUCUCUCAGCGUCGUCAGUUGCACACGAGAAGCCGAGAGGUGAGGACGUUACGUCACUGCCUCUUGCUGCCGGCACCACCUCGCUCCCUCUCUCACUUCACCUUCCCGCCGUAACACACCCAGGCGCCGCGCACAUACCGGCCCAAUAGUGAGAGCAGGAGCCGGCCGGAAUACUACAUCAGUGGGGCAGCCAAGCUAAUACGGUGCCGGCGUCUUGCACCAUGAGAAGUCGAAGCAGCAUGGAGGUGGUGAUGAUGGUGAUGGUGAUGGUGAUGGUGGUGGUGAUGGUGGACCGAGUGGACGGAGGGAGGCGUGAAAAACGUUUCCUCUUUAUCAACCCAGACGCUCCCAUCACACUAGGUUUCAUCCUCAACAUGCCCAUCUCCCUCGCCCUGCCCACCCUGGCGCCAAAGAGCGGUAGGGCCCUGCAGGAGGUGGGGCUGAGGGGCGCGGCGGGGGGAUGGGGCGACUCGGAGGCGGAGAGCACUCGCCGCCGCCUGCACCCCCGCCCGGAGGAGCUGGCGUGGGACCCGGCCUACGAACAGCCCCUCUCGCGCCUCACUGCCUACUUCACACACCUCGAACUGCCAACUCUGCCCUGCCAAGAGCGCCUAUUAUGCGAGCUGUCCGCUGAGCCUGAAGCCUUUGACCCUAUUGACCAAAUCUUCAUGAAGGAGCUGAGAAUGCUGCACGGACCAGUGGAAACCUCAGAGGACUCCCUCAUCUGGCGCUACAUGAAGGCUUCAAGGGAAGGCUUUGGCGCACCCCUCAGGGAGUGUGCAGUCAUCUACUCGACCUGCCCGCUGCCCGCUGAACGCAUCCUUAACAUGCCGGUGCUCAAAGUCUGGCAGUACAUCGCCUCAAAACUGAACCUCCAGCUUGUAUAGUUGAUUCGUCCCCCAUCACCCUCACUGUCACUCCCACCACCUCCGCCACCUUCACCACCUUCCUCAUGAAUCCACGGUUAUGAAUGUGUGAACCAGGCUGGACCUGCGUGUGUGUGUGUGUGUGUGUUAACGAAUGAUGUCUGGUGAUCUGGGUGUAUCUGCUUUUUAUAUAUAUAGACUAUAUAUAGAUGCUAGUAAGUUAUCUGGGGUGAGUUGCAUUCUUCUGACUGGACAGGACACUUCUUCAUGUAUGCAUGUUUCUGUGUUUAUUAAUGUUAGAAAUCUUGCCUAUAGAAUGCUCAAAAUGGAUUCAGGUUCAUGUCAGCCGCUCACAAAGUCUCCAGGCUCACACAUCAGCGACCAUGUCUCGCUGCUGUACCAAUAAAACAUAAUUUCUCAUACACAACAAUCGUCAGAUUUUUUUUAUUUUUUUUAUCACAGUCUUCAUGAUCCUUCUCGCCUUUUCAGAAAAUCACAUCAGCACUCCGAAUUCCAUUAGGUAGAAUAUAUUCCUCAGGAUUCCUAGGUUUUAAAGUUUCCCAAUUUUGUAUUUUUGUAAUUCUAUACUUUCACGGCUCUUGCCCCUAAGUGAGCGAGGUUGCCGGAUUCCCACUUGGCCCCCAGGAAGGGGAUGCAGACUGAGAAUACUUGUGUGGUGACAGGCAAUGCCCGAAGGUGAGAGGGUGAGGCAGCAUUAAGCCUUGUGUCUGACAGUCCAGGACUGGCUCACAGAUCUCUGUUGUUAAUUAACAAUGUGAGGCACAAGAGGCUGACACAAUCUCAUCAUGCUGUUCAUUGAAUAUUCAUGUGGCAUUAUGAUGG
Molecule: messenger RNA, 1773 nt
Organism: Eriocheir sinensis (Chinese mitten crab)
Lineage: Eukaryota; Metazoa; Arthropoda; Malacostraca; Decapoda; Varunidae
Exons: 6
Coding region: 286-951 (221 amino acids)
Source: RefSeq, a predicted model, not a curated record